Anopheles cruzii is the source of this 3951-nucleotide messenger RNA. RefSeq lists its product as uncharacterized. The transcript is spliced from 3 exons. Bases 732 to 3497 code for a protein of 921 amino acids. NCBI's taxonomy places the organism in Eukaryota, Metazoa, Arthropoda, Insecta, Diptera, Culicidae. The record is from RefSeq and is a predicted model, not a curated record.
AGUGUGCAGUCCGGUGUUCGGUGCCAAUUACCGCGAAAGGCAGUGUUUUUGCAGCACCCGAGCAGGUCGAUAGGACGUAGGAAAAGUGAAAGGAGUGCGGCCACACAAGAAAUGACCAACCUCACCGCGUAGGAGGCCGCUGCGCUGAUUCCUGCGGCCGGGGCGUGACCGGACGAAUUAGAACAUCGACCAUCGCGGGGGUGGGGGCAAGAAACAUGAAAAUAACGGCAGUCGACCGACAGUACACUACUAGAGCCCGUUGGACAACCGCAAUCGCUAGAUUGGCCGCCCGAAAGAAACCGCUGAAUCGCUGAGUCCGCCAUGAGAGACGGCGAGCGUCGCCAUUGCCGCGUUUGGUAGAUCGUGCGAGAUCUGCCGUUUAUGAUAUCCGCCCUUCCGCCGUCCCGUCGUGUCGUGGUGUGGUCCCGCGUGUUCCGGUUCGCGUGUGUAGUACCGUGUGCCACCCCGAUACCGAGUGGCGCUAGUGGCACCGGUUGUUUCCCGACGAGCGUGUCGCAGAGCGUGUUACAUAUGUCAUUGCUGCCUGCCAGUGCGCGGUCCACGGUCCAGAGCACCCCUCGCCACCACCACCCGAGCACUGUCGGCGUAACUUCAACUCAUCUCGGCUGGGACUUUCAGGCAAAUCCCCAUCACCAUCAUCAUCAUCAUCAACAUCUUCCGCUUCACCGCCGUAUUUACUAUCAACGCGACGCUAAAAGCAACGAUCAACAAUGAUGAAUCGGAUCCGGUUGGCGCCGGUGCUGUACCUCCUGCACUUGCUGUUCUGCUUGCACCGUGGCAGUGCCGACACGUUGGGGUCAGCUAGCGACGGAACUGGACGUGACAUCCGAGCACGCACCGUGCGGAAAACACAUGGUGGAGUCGAGGAUCGCGCGAACGGGAUCGACACGCCGCUGGACCAGCUACACCUGAAGUACUACAACCUGGUGCAGGUGGACCUGGUGCGCAUGCCGAGCGAGUCGAGCGCUGGCACACCGCUAGUGACGGCCAGUGCUGGCGAGGGCCUCAAGAAGCUCGACCCGGCGGCGGCGGCGGCGGCCCCUAAGCAAGCCAAGCCGGACAGCCCGGCUCCGGUGAAGACGCUGGCGGACCAGGUCGCCGAGGGCAAGUACGGGCUGAUCCACCGGGAGCUGUUCCAGCGUCGACCGCACCGCGUCGGGGUGCUGAGCUACCAGCGCAACGAGGAAGUCCCGCUAGACGACGAGCGUAACUACGGUGGCCUGAGCCCGGACGAGAUCUGGCUGGCCGAGGACCACCUGCUGGUGCUGAAGGGGGGCUCGAUCAGCUUCAACAACCAGCAGCAGCCGAACCGCUCGGUGUCCCCGUCCGCGUCCGUGGUGUGGAAACCGAUCGACGACUACCGGGCGCCGGACCGGCAGGUUCAGAUCCCGGCCAACCCGUCGGUGCCGCCUCCCUUUCCUGUUCAGCUCCGCGAGAACGGACCGAUUGAGUUUAUCCGAGGUCAUCAGACAGCGGCAUUUAAUCCAUUUACUAAUGAAUCGGCGUUCCUAUUCACCAACAAAGCGUUCCCGGUCAUACGACCGGAAGAUUUCGGCGGGCAAAAUAUACUUGCCGGGCCAGCGGCGCACAAUGGUACUGGCCAGCACCACGGGGUCCAGUAUCCGGCCCCCGUCCACCCGCCCCCGGUCAGCGACAAUCGGACGUACUCGAACCCGUUCCUAAAGCUGCCCCCGCUGGAGCCGCCCCUGGGACCACCACCGCUCGGUUCGCUGGACGACGCGCAGAAUCGCACCGGGGUGCGCGACGAAGACGACCCGUCCCUAUACUAUCCGCCGCCGUACACGUUCGAGUACCGUGCGAACUACACGAACCCGGUCCCACCGGGGCCACUAGUGCCCGGCAUUAUCUUGCCGCCACCGCCAAACUUCUUCAUUCUGAAGCCGACCCCCAGCGGGACCAACGGGACGGGCACCAGCGAAGCCGCGGGCGGAUCGUCGUCGGCUGCGAAGCCGAUGCACCGACCCAGCCCAGGACGCCCGACUAGCCUGCUGAUGGCGGUCCCAAUGCAGACCCAGAUGCCGACGAGACCGCCGGCCCGUGUCGAGAUACAGAAGGCCGUACUGAAGUCGUUCGUGCCGGUGAUUGAGGUGUACGAGGCCGCACCGCUGCCAAAACCGACCGCUGCCGGCAGCAAGCGGCCGCGAGUGAAGCCGACGACCGUGCCGGACAUCUUGAGCACCACCACGACCACCACCACUCCGACGGCGGCCACUCCGACGACGUCACUGUUGACGCCCUCGACGAAGCUGCACAAGAUUCCGCACGAGGCGCACCGUCAGCCCGGCGGCAGUGGCCCGCCGCCCGUCAAGGCACCAGCUCACCCGAUCUAUGCCGAGUACUUCAACAUCAAGUCGACGUCCGCGCCCUCGUUCUGGGGUGACGUGGUGUCACCGACGCCGCACCCGCCACGUACGUACCUGCCGGCCAAGGUACGGAACCCGGCCGGACACCAGAGCAACGAGUUCAUCUCCACUUACGGCUACAGCCCGAUCGAGCAGUUCCACCGGGAGGUGCACACGAUCCGCCAGACGCUGCAAAUCUACGAGAAGGCCAACAAGCUGUCGAAGGCCUCGCGGACGUCAAAGGUUCACCCGGUCCACCACCACUACGCAAGGCCCGAGCCAGCGGCUCCCGGCAGCACCCUGUACCACAGCGUGUUCUCGGACGUCGCCCCACAGUCGCCGGUAGUUGGGCCGCACAAGUACGCGUCGACCGGCAGCGGAACCGCGUACGCCAACUAUGAACCACAGGCACCGGCGUCGCCACCACCGCCGCCACCAGCGUCGUAUCAUCACACCUUCCGACCGAGCCCCGUCCACCAGGAGCUUCCACCGAGCUACUACGUCACCACGACCACCGGUGACGGCGCCCCGUUCGGGACGUUCGGGCGUAUCUAUCCUUCGUACGUAUCACCCGACCAGAGCGGCUCACACCUGGGUCCUGGGCCACAGCACUACUACCAGCAGCAGCAACAGCAGCAGCAGCUGCCCGCCGAGCCGAAGUACCCGUCGCAGACGGACCUGUCCUACAUCGCACCGGUCAUCCUAAACAACGGGGCCAGCGGAUACAAUCGGCAGCCGACCGAGGUGGACGGUACGACGACCAAAUCCUACCUCAUCCUGGACCACCGGACCGCGGGCCGUUUGCGUGAGCGCCAGCCACGGCCCUCAUUGGUUGCACCACCACCUGUCGGGUACCUGUCGGGGUAUCGCACCAACACGGCGACCAACGGUGGCCUCUACGAGGGCGAGCAGGGGCUGCCGGCACGAGACCGGUACCUGGAGGGCGACAUCCUGGUCAACUACAAGCACCCGCUGCCGGCGCUAAACCCGGACAGCGAGUACUUGCCGUACCACCACCGACUGAAGGUUCGCAAACGCCAGAACCACCGCCAGAUGGUGAGUGAGCCGAAAGCGUACCCUUCCACCGGUCAGCCGCUGUAUUCGCACCGAUAGGGCUGGCACUAUUAGGCAGUAGCAGUAGCAGUAGUAGUAGUAGUUUGGCAUGGGAGCGACUGGGCAGUGCACGGAGGCAGUUCGAGACGGAUCGAUCGACUAGUUGUAAAUAGGUAAAACACUUUGGCGGUUACGUGAGGCGAGCUGUGGGAACGGUGGGGUGAUCUAGCUAGGAAUUGUUGAAGCCACGUUUGGGUUAUCGUCAUAUAUUAAUGCAAUACUGUACAAUGGCACUGGGGAGGGCUGAGGGCCACUGCCUACACUGUUCACCACCACCGGCAGGGACGAGCAGCGUAGUCACAGGGUCAAACGGGAUGCCGCAAAGAUGCUAGGAGUGUUGCUGCUCGGUCUGCUGCGAUCGUUGGGGACGUUAUGUAAAAGACCACAAAACCACAAUUAUGUAUGUACUACUCUGUACUUCCGCUUUAUUGCUUGAUGAAUACAAAACUACGCA